Messenger RNA from Cinara cedri, 5619 nucleotides. Lineage: Eukaryota; Metazoa; Arthropoda; Insecta; Hemiptera; Aphididae. The record is from the annotation of a GenBank genome assembly.
CCGGCACGGCGUUCCCGUUCUUCUCGGCGCUCGGCAGUCUUCGACCGACGUUCACGCCGUUCGUUGUCCGACCGCUCGCGCGAAUUUUACGCGCACGUCCCGCGAAUUACAGUGAUUUUUUUUCAUUCGAUUUGUCCAGGAUUCCGCGUUCAUCCGAACCAAAUAUCAUCUGACCGUUCUCUGUACACGAGCAUACGUACCGCGCGGAUUGUGUUCACCGAUUGGCGUUUUCCCGUCCGUCCGUUUUUUCACGAAAAAAUAUGGCAAUCAUGGACACGAACCCGGAGAGUAAUAACCAGUACCAGUACAUCCAGGAUACGUCUUUGGCUUCGGUAAGUCGAAUCAGUGUUCAUUACCCGUCCCUACUGUUGCCCCUCGAGAAGAGAAAUAAACCGUAAUUUUUUUUUUUUUUGUUGUCGUUUUUCCGAGGCGAGCUAUUCGAAAAUAAACCCGGAGAAAUCAUAUACGCGUCGACUUUAAAUAAAUAUUAUUUUUCAAUAUUUAAACGGCCGACCGUUUUUGGAAGGCCGUACGGUUUUAGGCUGGAAAAAAUGCCGUGGCUCGUACGCGUAUUUUUUCGAGCAUAUUAUUUAUUUAUUUUUUUUUUUCUAUAAAUCCCGGCCCCAAUAAUAUUGACGGCCUCGACUAUAAUACUCGAAAGAACAAAAAAAAAAAAAAAUACUCAAAAUCCUCGUAACGGACGUGUGUACCGAAAAAAUCGACGUCCGUGACGUUUUUUUUACGACUGCGAAAACCGUAGUCGUAAUUUUUUUUACGCGAUUUUUUUUUCUUUUCGUUUUUGUUGUUUUUUUUUUUUCAUCGGCUGACUCGAAAAACACAGAUCAAACGAUAUUAUUAUAUUGUUUAUUACGUAUUCGUUUGAAUCGCAUCUGCACACAGUGCAGGUGUUCCCACGGGGUACACUGGGUGUAACUAACUGCGCCGUAAACUCUCGACGUUUUCGAACUGUCGAAUAGUUUUCUCGAAAAGCAAAAACUUCGACGUUACGCGUUAUUAUAUUAUCGCCGUUGACAGUUCGUUACGCGCUCUACACGUCCGUGGUGAUAAAUGACGGAAUCUGCGGACCAUAUAGGAGUGUGAUUUUUUUUUUUUUUUGGAAAUUUACGUUAUAUCGUCGAUGUCUGGACGGAUUACAGCGGACGCAUGCGAGUACGCGAAUGUUUACGCGGAUACGAUCGAUAAAGGCGUUGCAGUAUUCGAUAAUUUCUUAAUUGAAAAAUCGUAAAAAUAUCGGUCAACACCUUUGAUCCGACGAUCCCGUCAAUAUUGUCGUUUGUUUCGGUCAACUGAACAACCCCCCCGCGAUUACCGUUUACAAUGCUUUUCGAUUUGCGAGCGCUCCGUUUCGGUAAUGAUUUUAAUUCGAUUUUCGAAACAAUAUUUACGGGAGCACCGUAAAUAAACUCACGGGCGGCUUUCGCAAUGUUUCGAUUUAUUUGUUCGGAGUUUUUUUUUUUUUUUUUUUCUGUUCGCGACGUCGGCCUUGUCAAUCAACAUCAAAAAAAAAUAAAAAAAAAAAAAGCCGCCGAUCCCGUCACAGGAGGGCAAUCUGCCGACGGCGACGUCGCGCUGUUUGCUAUCCAAAUUUUUUUUUUUUAUUCCCCGAUUAUCGUCGACGACAAAUUCUCUCCUAAUCGCGAUAAACGCGCACGUCGCACGUCACAUCGAACAAACAAACAUCACUAAUAAACUAUUAUUAGAAGGAAAAAAAUACGCUGUUCGCUCCGUCCGCUCUCGUCAACACAUCGUUUGCCCCAGAGUUCGCCGAUAAUUGAUUUCGUCGGCACGGAUGACGUAUUAUCUAAAAAAAAAAAAAAAACGAUCGGCGAAAACGUCAGCGUCGUGUAUUAUAUUAUGCGUAACCGCCGUAAUUGAAUAUUUUAUUUGCCUAAAUGUUUCCGCGAUCGGGGAUUUUAACGUUGAAAUAAAAAAAAAUAAACGCUCGGAAAGUAUAUUUAAAAAUCGGCGUGCAAAACGGUAGAGGUGUUUAAAAGUCCGCCGACGCCCGUCCAAGGGGUCUGACUUAUUGAAUACGAUUGCCCGACACCACAGAAACGUUGCCGUCGUAUAAGCCAGAGCCGUUGGGAACGACGGGGAUCUUUUGAACGCCACUACCGGUUUCGCCGUUUUCAAAUAAUUGCCCGGGGCUUGUUGAUGAAGUACCCGACUAUUCGUUUUUCGUGGAUUUUGAGUCGUAAGAGGCCGCGAGCCCCGUACGUCGCUACACCGCCGCGAUGUGUCGCCGUGACGCGCAGUCGCUCGGAACAGCGACGCGAAAGAAAAAACAACUGAAAAUAACUUCUUGAAACGUCAAUAUUUAUUCGGAAAACAAUAGACGAGACGAGAUACGCGAGAAUAUUGAAAUUGACGUGCGCGAUAAAAUCGUCGGGAACGAAAACGUCUGGAAUAUUAUGUAUAAUUUGAUUGAACCCGGGAAUCUAUACACCGUGCGUUUAUCACAGAAAGCGGACGCGGGGUGGUUUCUUUUUUUCCGUUGCCGGGGGAAUAUUUUAAAGGUGCCGUCCCAAUCGAAGGAAUAAAAAAAAAUUAAUAACAACACGCAUUUGUUGAACGGUUUACUUUUUGUCCCGAUCGAUAUUAUUGUUUCGCCGGCGUCCGUACCGCAAAACUGUUCUCGCGCCGAUACUCGCGGGCGUGCGAAAACCGUCUUAAACGGUCUCGAGACGGCGAAAAUGACUGCAGAAUAUUUAAAAAAAAAAAAUUAAAAAUUACGGUGUAUGAAUUUCGACAGACCGUGUCCGUGACUUUAAUCGAGACGCGGUACAGCGAACCCGUCCCUGCGCAGGACCCGGAUAGGGAAUGGGACGUUGGUGUAUACCGAGGGUCGGUUUUCGCGGAGAAAUCGAAAAAACGCGAACCGCGGUGAAAACGGUGAAAAGGGGAUUUUCGGAAUCCGUUCGGUUUACAGACGAAGUCUGCGAGUCCAGCGCGAGUAACGAGUUUCCGAAACGAGCGUCGUUUUUCGUCAUCGCGCGCGCUGUCCAGGGCCAACGGCGUUGCCGGGUAAAAAAUUAUAAUCUCCGCGACGAUUACGAGCUCUCGGAGUCGGCAUUCCGAUGCGUUUACCGCCAUUUUUAUUUUCCGCCGUUCGUACGUUCGCCGUGUACACGAACAUUGAUUUUAGAUACAGUUUUUUUUACACCGAACUCGUUUGGUUUUUUUUUUCCCCCAAACGCGCCCCCCCGUAAACCCGUUGACCCCUCGACCCGAGAUUUAUUGCGACGCGUCGACCGUAUACUGAUAGAAUUAUUUUCUGUGUGUUACAGUUGGAUUCCAAAACGAGCCCGCUGGCCAUGUUGGUGCGCACUUGCAGUCAGAUCGGAGCCGACCCGCCGAUGGCCACCGCGGCCAAGUCGAAAAAACCGGUCGCUGCGGCGCCGGUGUCCGCGCCCGCCGCCGCGGCGGACAGGCCGCACAGCGCGUCCCCGGCCUCGGCCGCUUACUUGGGCCACGCGGCCGCCAAGCACCCGUUGAACCACCACCACCACAACAACAACAACAACACCAUCAACAACAACAACAACAACAACAACAACAACAACAACAGUAACAGCCACAACAACAACUACUUGCCGGAAAAACCGGCCAAGUUGAAUUUCAAACCGUACGAGAACACUGUUUUGACGCCGUCGCCGCACCACCAGCUGCACCACGUGCAGCAUCACUCGACCCAACACUAUCAAUCGCCGAACGACGACGAAAGCCGCCCGAAAAGCAGUAGCUCGGAAGACAACGGCGGCGGCGGCGGCCACGGUCACGGGCACGGGAAGAAACGCAAAUCGGCUUCGCCGCGCGACGAGCCGUACCACCACAACCACAGCACCGCCAAGAGCAGCCGCCGGUCGUCGUCGUCGGCCUCGUCGUCCGAAACGGUGUCGACCGCCGUCGACCCGUCCACCAACCCGAUAAUCCGGUCCGGCCUGGAGGUGAUGCACGGCGCCGCCGCGGCCAAAGCGGCGUUCUGCCCGCCGCCGCCGAUGCCCGCUCACUCGCCGUACAAGCCGUGCGACCCGCUGGCCGCUUUCCGGCACACGUAUCUGCCCGGCGCCCCCUGGAUGCCGGCGGCCGUUUCGCUGGCCGCGGCCGCGGCGGCCAAGCCGUCGUCGUCCGACUGCAAGGACCCGAUGUGCGGCGGACCGGCGUCCGGAUGUGGCGGCCAACAGCAGCAGCAGCAGCAGCACCACCACCAUCAGAUGACCGCGGCCGCGUUGGCGUUCGCCAGCCAGUACCACCCGAUGAUGGCCGCGGCGGGCGGCUGUCCCGCGGGCUGCGCGCAGUGCGACCACCAGCGGUACUUGUCGUCGCUGAUGGCCGCCGCGGCCGCCGUGCCCGCUUUUUACGCGCCCGUCGCCCGCCCUUACACGUGCAGCUGGGUGAUACCCGGCGGUAGCGGCGGCAACGGCCCCGGCGGACACCAGCCGUCGUCCGAAGCGGCCGCCGUCCCGUCACUGUGCGGCAAGAGUUUCGGCACGUCCGACGAACUGCUGCAACACAUCCGCACGCACACUUCGGGCAGCGGCGCCGGCGUCUCCGCGGCCGCGUCCGCCAUGGCCGCCGGCCCCAUGUCGCCGACCACGGCCGCGGCGUUUUCCGCCUACAACAGCCAUCUGUCCCGGCACCUGUUCCACCAUCCGUCGGCGGCCGCCGCGUACGGAAAACCGCCGACGCCGUCCAUGAUGCCGCCGUCGCCGUACAGCGCGUUCAACCCGACGGCCGCGUACUGUUACCCGCCGCCCGGCGGUUACCAUCACCCGCACCCGUUGUACUCGCCGCGCGGCGACACGUCCGCCGCCACCGUCAGCCGUUAACGCGAUUCUUCCGAUAACGGCUGUCGUCGAUACCGCCGUAAAUAAUAGUGACACUGUGAUAGCGCUUUAAUCGAAAUAUCGUAAUCGCACGUUACGAUCUUUAUCGUCAAAUAUUAAAUUAUUCGCGGACAUCACGAUGACCUCACAAGAAUCACUCUCUCUCUCUAUCUCUCUCUCGCACACACUCUCUCUAGAAGAAAACCAACACUCUCGUUGUCAGCAACGCAUCGUCGCCCGCUCGCCCCGAUAUUACACUACCCCCUCCCCCCCCUCCCGCCCCUUGUAAUUAUCAUUGUUAUUGUCAUCUACUCGGCCGUCGAUAUUUUUAUUGUAAUUACAAUUGCGUGUGUAUUUAUUUUUUCAUUAUUUGUCAUUAAUCGCCGUCCGCGUAGACGUCGCGUAUCGCGCAAUAAUAUUCGUCACCGACACCGCCCGGGAUAGAAUUACGUGUUAUUUGUAUUAGUAUAUUUAUAUGUUUAAGCAUUCUUUAUCUUUAUGUUUUUUUUUUUUUUUUUGCUUUUUUUACGACCUCGUUGAUAUUUUCAAAUACUGAAUUGGUGUGAUUUUUUUGUCGUCGACGUUUCGUGUUGUUUCACACAAACGCGUAUUAUAUUAAACGUAUAUAUAUAUUAUAUUAGAUUAUUAAAAAAAAAUAAAAUUUCAUUUGAUAAUAUAAUUAUAAAAAAAAAAAAAAUAAAUAUUAUUUAUACUUAACUAUAUAUUCGUGUACAAAAAUAAAUGAAAUACGUGUCAAAAACAAACGAUAAAC